UGCUGCCUCCCACUGUAACUCAGGCAGAGGGCAGAAAGCCAGGAGGGCAGCUCUCUGCUGGGUGCCGGGGGUUAAAGGGAGCAAAGCCCCCCGAGAGGAGGCAGAGUCCGGUCCGCCGUUUAUCUGUCUCUCCCUCCUCCUCCUUCUCCUUUCUGUCCUUCUCACCCCCAGCUCUCUUUAGAUGAGCUACCACUGGAGGCUGGCAGAAUGAGGCUGAGUAGCAGCAGAAGCAAUAGUGGCGGCCGGAGCCAGCUGAUCUCCUUGCUGCUCCAGGGAUGUCUGCUCUGGAGCUGGGCAGCUGCUCAGGAUGUCUCCCAGAAAGCCAUCGCCUUCCAAGACUGCCCUGUGGACCUGUUUUUUGUUCUGGACACCUCUGAAAGUGUGGCCUUGAGGUUGAAGCCAUACGGGAGCCUCGUGGAUCAAGUGAAGGCCUUUACCAACCAGUUUAUUGACAAUUUGGUAGACAGGUACUAUCGAUGUGACCGCAAUCUUGUAUGGAACGCCGGAGCUCUCCAUUACAGCGAUGCUGUGGAGGUUAUCCAAGGGCUGACCCCCAUGCCCAGUGGACGGGACAGCCUGAAGUCUAGUGUGAGCAGUGUGAAAUACAUUGGCAAAGGCACUCACACUGACUGUGCCAUCAAGAAGGGGAUUGAGGAGCUGCUCAUUGGGGGGUCCCACCUGAAGGAAAACAAGUACCUUAUCGUGGUGACAGAUGGCCACCCCUUGGAAGGCUACAAGGAACCCUGCGGUGGCCUGGAAGAUGCCGUCAAUGAGGCCAAGCACCUGGGCAUCAAGGUCUUCUCAGUGGCCAUCACACCUGAUCACCUGGAAGCCAGACUGAGCAUCAUUGCCACAGACCACACCUACAGGCGUAACUUUACUGCGGCCGACUGGGAUCUCAACCGUGACUCAACUGAGCUGAUCAAGGAGACCAUCGACACCAUCAUCAAGAUGAUUAAAGACAAUGUGGAGCAAGUGUGCUGUUCUUUUGAGUGCCAGCCUGCCCGAGGACCUCCAGGGCAGCGGGGUGACCCCGGACAUGAGGGAGAAAGAGGAAAACCUGGGCUUCCUGGAGAGAAGGGGGAAGCUGGAGAGCCAGGAAGACAAGGUGAUCUUGGACCUGUGGGUUACCAAGGAAUGAAGGGAGAAAAAGGAACACGGGGAGAAAAGGGCUCCCGAGGACCUAAAGGUUACAAGGGUGAGAAGGGCAAGCGAGGCAUUGACGGCAUCGACGGGCAGAAGGGCGAAACCGGAUACCCUGGCUUACCAGGUUGCAAGGGCUCCCCAGGAUUCGAUGGAAUACAAGGACCCCCAGGACCCAAGGGAGACCCAGGUUCUUUUGGCCCCAAAGGAGAAAAGGGUUCACCUGGAGAAGAUGGAGAACCUGGAAGACCAGGAAAUACUGGACCCCCAGGAGAGGAGGGUCAACCAGGAGAACCAGGCCCCGCUGGAGAGAAAGGAGAACAAGGUGAUGAGGGAAAUCCUGGACCUGAUGGCCCCCCUGGAGAAAGGGGUGGCAAUGGAGAACGAGGCCCCCGAGGAACUCCUGGCGUGCGGGGCCCCAGAGGCGACGCGGGUGAACAGGGGCCACAAGGUGACCAAGGCCGAGAAGGACCCGUUGGAGUCCCUGGAGACCCAGGUGAGGCUGGACCUGUUGGACCAAAGGGCUACCGAGGAGAUGAAGGCCCUCCAGGAAUCGAGGGUCCCAGAGGAGCCCCCGGGCUCGCAGGUCCCCCUGGAGAUCCUGGGCUGAUGGGUGAAAGGGGUGAAGACGGGCCCCCUGGGAAUGGAACAGAAGGCUUCCCAGGUUUUCCAGGAUAUCCAGGGAACAGGGGUCCUCCGGGCAUAAAUGGCACCAAAGGCUAUCCCGGGGUCAAGGGAGACGAAGGAGAGGCUGGUGACCCUGGUGAGGACAACAAUGACAUCUCACCACCAGGAGUUAAAGGGGCCAAGGGUUACAGAGGCCCAGAAGGUCCCGCCGGACCCCCGGGACCAGCAGGGCCUCCAGGACCAGAUGAAUGUGAAAUCCUGGACAUAAUCAUGAAAAUGUGCUCUUGCUGUGAAUGUAAGUGUGGCCCCAUCGACAUCCUCUUCGUAUUGGACAGUUCAGAAAGCAUUGGUCUUCAAAACUUUGAGAUUGCCAAAGACUUCAUUGUCAAGGUCAUCGACAGGCUGACCAGAGAUGAGUUAGUCAAGUUUGAACCUGGCGAGUCCCAUGCAGGCGUUGUCCAAUACAGCCAUAACCUAAUGCAGGAGCAUGUGAGCUUGAGUGACAGCAACAUCCAGAACGCCCAUGACCUGAAAGAGGCAGUGAAGAAACUCCAGUGGAUGGCCGGAGGCACAUACACUGGCGAGGCCCUUCAGUACACCAGGAAUAAUCUGCUGCCUCCCACCCAGAACGAACGGAUUGCCCUUGUCAUCACAGAUGGGCGGUCAGACAUUGAACGAGAUACAACCCCUCUGACCGUUCUCUGUGGAGCAGACGUUGUGGUAUUUUCCCUGGGCAUCAAGGAUCUCUUUGGGGGCAGCGCAAGCCCGGAUCAGCUGAAUGAAAUCUCUUGCCAGUCAAGCACCCCAGGGAGAAGGACAGGCAUUUCCCUCGUCAAGGAGAACUAUGCAGAACUCCUAGAUGACAACUUCCUGAAGAACAUCACCACCCAAAUCUGCAUCGAUAAGAAGUGCCCAGACUACACUUGUCCAAUCCGGUUCACUGCUCCCGCAGACAUCACAGUCCUGCUGGACAGUUCAGCCAGUGUGGGCAGACACAACUUUGAGACCACCAAGAAAUUUGUGAAGCGCCUGGCUGAACGAUUCCUCACAGCUGAAAAGGCUGAUCCCUCCUAUGAGGUGCGCUUCUCUGUGGUCCAGUACAGUGGCAGGGACCAGCAGAGGCCCGAAACCAAUUCCCUGCAGUUCCUCAACAACUACACAGUGGUCGCCAACAACAUCGACAGCAUGGGGUUCAUGAAUGAUGCCACCGAUGUGAAUGCUGCCAUUCGCUACGUGACCUCCUUCUACCGGCGAGCAUCCUCAGACCGGGCCAAGAAGAAGGUGCUCCUCUUCACCGAUGGGAACUCCCAAGGAAUCACAGAGAGCGCCAUUGAGAAGGCUGUGCAGGAAGCCCAGAGAGUGGGCAUUGAAAUCUAUGUGUUGGUGGUGGGCCGACAGGUCAACGAGCCCAACAUCCGUGUCUUGGUCACAGGGAAGACCACCGAGUAUGAUGUGGCCUAUGGAGAGCGCCACCUCUUCCGUGUUCCUGAUUACCAAUCUCUCCUCCAGGGCGUCCUCUACCAAACAGUUUCCAGAAAGAUCUCCCUUGGCUGAGGGAGGAAGGAUGAGAACUUACUAGCCCAGGAGGCAUGCUCCCAUCCCAAUCCUCUUCCCACUGACCCUUAAAAACAGAAAUAAAAUGUGACUUGUGAUCUUCUCAGCCUCCCAAUGGACUUGUUUAAGAGAAGGAAAAAGAUCAGAGAAAUAGAGCAUGAGUCUGCUUUGUACACAUCUCCUCCACCUGCUUGCAGACCCCCUUGCUUGUAGCUCCCCAUCUGUAGCCCUGCAUGCAAGCCCUUUGCCUAGAAUGCUUCUCAUCCCUGUCUUCAGCCAGGGCCAGCUUGGAAAGCAAACUCCCUGCCUAGUGACCACCAUUUUCACAUGUCUAAAGCAGAAAGCUGCUGCACUUAGUUGUAUCAGCCAAGGAACAAUAUUCCCUGAUACACCAUGUUCUCUUUCUGGGAAAUAUAUUGUCUUGGAGUCGCUCAGUCAAUGUUAUUCCUGGGAGGAAAAAUGACUUUGGAGGAUUACCUGAUAGGCUAUUUCUAAUGGCCACCCUUCCUAGGGGGCUCUUGGCACUUACUCUCCAGAGCCUUAGGGUUCACAUAAGUCCCCACCCUUCCCCUCGACAAUCUACAUGGCUCAUGACAAGGACAAACAGGUCCAGUGAAAAUCACUUCCUACCUUCAGGGAAAAGCAAACCCAAAGGCUGGUAGAACCACUGGCCAAAGCAAGCUCUCUCCAUUCAAGGUGGCUCUUCGUAGAGAUGUCUCCCUUUCUUGCCAGUGCUUCUUUUCCAAAUUUUAAAGGCACGGAAUGGUGCACAUUGACAAGGAGUCACAUUAGGCAUAGAAAUAAAGGUGCUCAUUUUACUCUUGCUGUUUACAUGUCUUCUUCCCACAAUCUGCUUGAGAAUCUGGGCUCUGAUGGAACCGACAUGGGGCCAUCCAGCAUUUCCAUGGUGCUCCUGCUGCAAAAGGAUUUUCUUUUGUGUUUCCUUUUUGAAAAAAUUUCCAAAAUCAAAUAUUACAUUUCCCUUGAAACUCAUGGUUCAUUUUCCACUGUAAACAAAAUACCCUUUAUCUGCUACUUUAAUUGUUACUCUUGUGUUCUACUCCAUUGUGUCCACAUCAGUAAUUUGUCCAAAUAAAUGUUUUUCCACAA
This is a messenger RNA of Trichosurus vulpecula (common brushtail), 4434 nucleotides long. RefSeq names its product collagen type VI alpha 1 chain (gene COL6A1). The coding region runs from base 208 to 3324 and encodes 1038 amino acids. Lineage: Eukaryota; Metazoa; Chordata; Mammalia; Diprotodontia; Phalangeridae. The record is from RefSeq and is a predicted model, not a curated record. The transcript has 35 exons.